AUUUUUUUCGGAAAAAAUUAAUUGAACCUACUUACUGUAUUACUAAAUAUGUCGAACAGUAAAAGAAAUUCUUUAAUACCAUUAAUGUUAUAAAAUAUAUUUAGUAAUAUAGACUGACAGACCAUCCUCGUUCAAUAUCGUUUUUCAUAUAUAAUGAUUGUAAAUCAUUGAAUUCAAAUUCAACACUGUAUGUUUAUUAUGUCUAUGCUAGACAGUAGUCACCUUCUGUGCAGCAAAGUGGUACACACUUGCCACUUUUUUUUUGUUUUGAAACUUAUAAUAUUCAUGUAAUCAUGUUUGUUUGGAAGUCCGAUCCCAAUGGCUGUCAGAUGGUCAGCUUUGUUCUGAAAUAUGGUAUUUGUUUUUUGUCUCAUGAACUGUUGACUGUUGCUAUAGUAACUAUUAUUGGGUAAUAAUUAGUAUAUACUAGUAUAUUACUUGUGUGUUCACUGUUCAAUAACACAAAUUAUACUUGAAAGUUUUAUUUGAUCAAUAGUUUUACCAAAAAUAUAAAUUAUUUUUUCUACAUUUUAUUUCUUACAAUAAUUUAACUACAUAUUUUGUAGAACCUAUCUGGAUAAUACCAUUGAGGAGUUUAUAAUACAAUUAAUAAUAAUUCCUUCUACUUAUAGAUAUUUGGUUUUGUUUUAUUAUAUUUCUGAUAUUUAAGUUUUUCGUUUGGGAAUAUUUAAACAAAACACAAUGUCUAUAGCUACCUUUGAGAAGCCUGUGCCCAAAGUAGCAGAGUCCGAUUGGUAUUACAAAAUAACGGAAUUAAAAGAAUCUUGUGAUGAACAUAGGCGUCAUGCAUUUGUAUUGAGAUAUGAAUCACAGAGGUUAAGGAAUGAUACAGAUAUCACUACUUAUUGGGGUACACAUCGUACAAAUUCUAAGAUCUUUGACAGACGCAUUGAAAUAACGCGCUGGAAAAAUCUAAUUGAAUCAGGUUAUAAAAACUUACAAAAAGAAAUUAAAGAUUUGAAAAUCGAAAAAGAAAAAACUGAAAAAUGUAUAGAAUUUCUAAAUUUGAACUUUACUGUUACAAAUCAUUGCUUAAGUAUAAGAGAUGAAAGAGGUGGUGCAGAUUUGUGCCAUGAUAUUGCAUCUAUUGAAUUAAAAAAAGAACAACACACUUUGGAAAAACUGAAAAACUUGUUAGUUGGAGUAUGCCAAAUUGCAUGGGAAAAGAUCAAUAAGUUAGAAGAGUUGGAAAUUAAUGUUUCCGAAGACUUAGACAAAAAGAAGAAUACUAUAAACAUAGAUAGUGAGUUGUUAGAAAUGACUAAAGUUUCAAACAAUAUCUCUCUCAAACCAGAUCCACUAAGAGUUCCAAAAGAGUAAGUUUCCAAAACUUAUAAUAUUGUUGUUACAUUUCUGGAGUUUAGUUUGAAUAUUUCAUUAUA
Messenger RNA from Acyrthosiphon pisum (pea aphid), 1403 nucleotides. RefSeq names its product tektin-1-like. NCBI's taxonomy places the organism in Eukaryota, Metazoa, Arthropoda, Insecta, Hemiptera, Aphididae. Gene Ontology annotation, cellular component: nucleus; microtubule cytoskeleton. Gene Ontology annotation, biological process: cilium assembly; cilium movement involved in cell motility. The coding region runs from base 703 to 1341 and encodes 212 amino acids. The transcript has 3 exons. The record is from RefSeq and is a predicted model, not a curated record.